Messenger RNA from Dissoconium aciculare CBS 342.82, 477 nucleotides. RefSeq names its product ribonuclease H1 small subunit. Gene Ontology annotation, biological process: RNA catabolic process. The transcript is spliced from 2 exons. Gene Ontology annotation, cellular component: ribonuclease H2 complex. Bases 1 to 477 code for a protein of 158 amino acids. NCBI's taxonomy places the organism in Eukaryota, Fungi, Ascomycota, Dothideomycetes, Mycosphaerellales, Dissoconiaceae. The record is from RefSeq and is a predicted model, not a curated record.
AUGUUGGCUAUCAACCCUCAGUCUUCUUCCCGGAAGCUCAUUCCCAACCUCAUACCCUGCAGUGUGAAGCACAGCGGACCGAUCACCAUUGAGCAACGGCAUUGGAACCCUCAAGAGACGCAUAAGCCUACAGCAUAUUUACGAGGCCGCAAAUUACAGGGCAAGAAAGUUCGGCUCCCUUCCGGCUACAGAGGCUAUGUCCUCGAAAAGACAACAGAGAUGCUGCAGCCGGAAGCGACCUCUGCAGACCCCAGAGAAUCAAGAGAUGAGCAAGGAGAGGAGCGUGAAUUGCAGGGAGAUGUUCACAUCAUGGGCGUGAAAGCACAAUUUGAGGAGGUCAUGGUCUGGGCACAUGAAGUAGUGCCUGAGGAUGACGAUCCAUAUGUAAGAGGCAUCCAGGAUUGGAUAAAUUUGGCGGACGCGGUAAGCAGCAGAGCAUGGACGACAUUGCUCGAGAGCCGAGCUGAUCACACAUGA